AGAGGAUAAUGAAAGCAAUCCAAAAAAAUCUGUUCCAUUGGAGGGAAAAAAAAACAAGUAAGAAAAUGGAAAACAUGACAGCUAGCGAAAUCGCAGGUCUUGGAGUUGGUACUUUUCUCUUAUGUGCUACCAUUGCUGCACCUAAAAUCGAUUCCUUUAUCUCCUCUUCCCAAAGAAGUUCAUUGGGGAUGUGCAAACGAUGUGGAGACGUGAAGUUAAUAGCUUGUAAAACAUGUAAAGGAUCCGGGUAUGUGAAACCGGGUGGAUUACUUGGAUAUAGUAAUCCUUUAGAUGAUUUGUUUCCGGGUCGAUUCGGAUCCAAUCAAAGAUCCAUUUCUUGUGUUAAUUGUGGAGCUAAGGGUCACUUUGCCUGCCCUCAAUGCUACCAAUCUUCUUCAUCAUCAAUUGAAUCAUAGUCAUGUGGGAAUAAUGUUAUUUUUUUUUGUUUAUAUAUAUAUAUAUAUAUA
Amaranthus tricolor (Joseph's coat) is the source of this 467-nucleotide messenger RNA. RefSeq lists its product as uncharacterized. The record is from RefSeq and is a predicted model, not a curated record. Lineage: Eukaryota; Viridiplantae; Streptophyta; Magnoliopsida; Caryophyllales; Amaranthaceae. Bases 9 to 416 code for a protein of 135 amino acids. The transcript has 2 exons.